This is a messenger RNA of Vigna unguiculata (cowpea), 525 nucleotides long. The record is from RefSeq and is a predicted model, not a curated record. NCBI's taxonomy places the organism in Eukaryota, Viridiplantae, Streptophyta, Magnoliopsida, Fabales, Fabaceae.
AUGGACAACCAGGAAGAAAGACCCAUAUUGAGAGGGAGACCCAUCUCUCAAGGGGAGGGAUGGGUGUUGAACGUAAAAUGUGGUUACCAUAAUCACGAUGUCUCUUCUACUCUAGUUGGUCACCCCUAUGCGAGUAGGUUGAAGUCUACUGAACAGUCGUUGCUUGUUGAUAUGACCAAAAGCCAAGUCAAACCUGCAAAUAUACUUCUCACUUUGAAAGAAAAAGAUGAUUGUAAUGUUACAACUCUGAAGCAAGUGUAUAAUGUGAGAUAUAGGUACAAACGUUCAAUAAGAGGUUCAAGAACUGAGUUACAACAGUUAAUGUUGAUGUUGGAACGUGAUCACUACAUCCAUUUUAGUAGAUGUCUUGAUGAAUCUGAUGUGGUAAGCGAUUUGUUCUGGACCCAUCCUGAUGCUGUGAAGUUGUUAAAUUCAUUCAACAUUGUGUUCUUAAUGGAUAGUACCUAUAAAACCAACAAAUAUCGGUUGCCAUUACUUGAGAUUGUUGGUGUGACAGCAGGGUGA